CUAAUAUUUCCAUCUCCUUAUCACGACUCUGUGUUUGGAGCCUUGGAGCCCCCACUUGGCAUUCAUAGGGUAUUUGGGCCUCAGCAAAGACACAGAGGUUCCCAAGAGUUCAGAGCAGGCACCUGGACAGGAACAGGUCCGCAGAAUAGUACAGGGAUCCAGGGUGGGAGGCCAGGCCUGGUGUGGGGUGUCUGCCAGCCCGUAGUUCCUGAUGUGAUUUUAUCAAAGCUCCAGUUCCGCCAGAGGGGAGAGUAUCUGUUUAGGAAUAUUUCUGCCACAUGACAAAGUGCAAUUUAAAAUCUGGCUUCUCUUUUCCUGAGUUUAGACCCAAACUUCUCCUGAGGUGGGAAAGUGGAGGCAGAGGACCUCAAACUGGAAGAGGUGCCUGCCCCAGCGGGUCGCUUCCCAGCCGUGACGACAAGUGGCCAGCAGGUGUCAGUGCGCCCUCGUUCUGUCGCUGCGCGGGGCUUCGGCUUCCAGGACCCCUCCUCACCGCAGCCACAAAGGGGCGGGGUGGGGCUUCGGUCCAGACCCCAGGCCUCUGGGAUCCGGCAGAGGGCUCCACGGCCUGGAGGACAUGUGAUCGAUUCCUCCCCAAAAGAAGUCUGAACUCUGGUCAGACUCACUGCUCUGAUGGUACUGCACAUUCUGCCCUAGGGGUUCAACCCGAACCCCCACCUUCCUCCUCCGCUAGGAUCACUGGGUCGGGUAGAAAUUGAGGUGCUCCGGAUGCGACCCCAACUGGAGGCUGCUUCUCUGGAAGCCCUCCAGGGGUUCCCCUUUCCUUUCUGCCCAGGACCCAGCUGGCGGAGCAUUGCGCUUGGUCCUCUCUGCUGUCUGGCGCGCCGACCAGGAGCUGCACCGCCAACUCCUAGCAUAGGCCGCACCCCCACACCCAGAAUCUCUCUUUAAUCCCCUUUCUCUGGGUACUCGACUCUCCAAAAGGCCGGUCCAGCCUGGGGGGCAGCACUCCCUGGGGUUCGGCACUGGGCGCGGGUGCUAGACCCGCGGAGGGGAGGCGCGAGCUGCGGAGGAGGGUCGGCUUCCCACGUGGGGGCUGACGCCGGCUGCUCGGCAACGCCGACUUGAUCCCAGGGCUAUAAAACGAGUCCACCGUAGCGCCGCGGAGCAGCAGAGGCUCCGGCUCUGGUGCAGAAGCCCAACGAUCUGCACGCCGCCGGCCGGCCACCCUAGCACCUUCUUCCCCCACUCCUGCUCCAACUCACUCGGUCCUCCGACCCCGGUCCGCCCUGCUGCGCUCGGCUGCUACCGAACCGACGCCCAGAAGACACACUGCCUCGGCCGCAGCUCCGAGAGGGCCGAUCGCUCCCGUAGCCCGGCCCGCCUGAGGACCGGGGUGACUUCAUGCGGCCCCCACACUCCUCACCCCGCCGCCGCCUCCGCCGAGCUCCACGCGCAGCGCCCUGGCCCCAGCAGGGCGCACAACUUUGGAAGUCCCGCGGCGCUCGCAGAGGCGGCGGAGUCCGCGACCCGGACCCUGGGCGGGCCCAACGCGCACCGCCUCUUCUGGAAGAAGCGAGGGAGUCCGUAACCGCUUUAGGAGUAUAAGAAGACAAGCUUAAGACCCCGAGCCCACGUCUACACCUCCUGGCUGUCUCCCGGGAUUGGGGGCGGCCCCUGUGCACGAGACAAAACUUGCCUGUGUGGAGGAGCUCGGAGCUCAGAAGCGCCCCCCACCCCCAACGUCUGCAGCAGCGGGAGGCCAGCACGAUUCGCGGGAACCAGGCCCAUGGGUCACUAGCGCCUCCCCAGCUCGGGCCGGCCUCCCAGCGACUCUCUCCCUAUGCGAGGCGCGGCGGGGUGAACGGGGCUCCGGAGGACGAGGAGGACCCACGGGCGCCGGGUGGGGAGGCGGCCGGCAGCAGGCCCGGUGAGCGGGCGCCGCGUUCAUGUUCCGCCAGGAGCAGCCGCUGGCCGAGGGCAGCUUUGCGCCCAUGGGCUCCCUCCAGCCAGACUCCGGCAACGCGAGCUGGAAUGGGACCGAGGCGCCGGGAGGCGGCACCCGGGCCACCCCUUACUCCCUGCAGGUGACGGUGACGCUGGUGUGCCUGGUCGGCCUGCUCAUACUGCUCACCGUGUUCGGCAACGUACUGGUCAUCAUCGCGGUGUUCACCAGCCGCGCGCUCAAGGCGCCCCAGAACCUCUUCCUGGUGUCUCUGGCCUCGGCAGACAUUCUGGUGGCCACGCUCGUCAUCCCCUUCUCCUUGGCCAACGAGGUCAUGGGCUACUGGUACUUUGGUAAGGCGUGGUGCGAGAUCUACCUGGCGCUCGACGUGCUCUUCUGCACGUCGUCCAUCGUGCACCUGUGCGCUAUCAGCCUGGACCGCUACUGGUCCAUCACGCAGGCCAUUGAGUACAACCUGAAGCGCACUCCGCGCCGCAUCAAGGCCAUCAUCGUCACCGUGUGGGUCAUCUCGGCCGUCAUCUCCUUCCCGCCGCUCAUCUCCUUUGAGAAGGCCGGCGGCGGCGGGCAGCAGCCUGCGGAGCCGCGCUGCGAGAUCAACGACCAGAAGUGGUACGUCAUCUCCUCCAGCAUCGGCUCCUUCUUCGCGCCCUGCCUCAUCAUGAUCCUGGUGUACGUGCGCAUUUACCAAAUAGCCAAGCGCCGCACCCGCGUGCCACCCAGCCGCCGAGGUCCGGACGCCCACGCCGCCGCGCCGCCGGGGGGCGCCGAGCGCCGGCCCAAUGGCCUGGGCCUGGAGCGCGGCGUAGGCCCGGGGGGCGCCGAGGCCGAACCUCUGCCCACUCAGGUCAAUGGCGCGCCCGGGGAGCCCGCGCCGGCCGGGCCGCGCGACGCAGACGCGCUGGACCUGGAGGAGAGCUCGUCGUCGGAGCACGCAGAGCGGCCCCCGGGGGCCCGCAGACCCGAGCGCGGCCUCCGGGCCAAGAGCAAGGCGCGCGCGAGCCAGGUGAAGCCCGGCGACAGUCUGCCCCGCCGCGCGCCGGGGGCGGCGGGGUCCGGGACUUCGGGGUCCGGGCCGGGGGAGGAGCGUGGCGGGGGCGCUAAGGCGUCGCGUUGGCGCGGGCGGCAGAACCGUGAGAAGCGCUUCACGUUCGUGCUGGCCGUGGUCAUCGGGGUGUUCGUGGUGUGCUGGUUCCCUUUCUUCUUCACCUACACGCUCACGGCCGUGGGCUGCUCGGUGCCGCGCACGCUCUUCAAGUUCUUCUUCUGGUUUGGCUACUGCAACAGCUCCCUGAACCCGGUCAUCUACACCAUCUUCAACCACGACUUCCGCCGCGCCUUCAAGAAGAUCCUCUGCCGCGGGGACAGAAAGCGGAUCGUGUGACGGGGCCGCAGGAUCCUGCUUACAGGCUGGCGCAGACUACAGGCCAGGGGCUUGGAGGGCAGAGUCUCCCAGCAGCCCCAAACUCUGCGGCUGCCUAGGACCUACCUUCCUGCUUCGUGUUUCCCGGCCUGAAGGGUGCUCCGCGGCCUCCUGCAGGCAUCUCCUGUUGCGCACGGGGAAAGUUCUGACUAGGAGGCCACAUACACACCCUCCCCUACUUGUUGUUAUGGCUGUUCCUGAGCCGGAUAGAUUUUCCUGGUGGGCCGCCCCUAAUCAGUAUUGUUUUCUAAAGGUGUUUUCAUUCAUUCCCCCAGCACAGCUCUCCCAGGUCUUCAGAGAAAACGCAGGACUCCAGAGCGGGUGGCUCACAAAGGGAAAACCAGAAGGGGACACUCAGCUCUGACUAAUUGCUCUCCCCCACCCCAAACUCUCUAAUUUUAAAAUUCACACUCAGGGGAGCCCCUGCUCGCCCUCUCAAUGCACACUGUUUUUUGAUAGUAAACCUGGGGGCCCCGGUGUCUUGUGGCCUUGGGUUGGAAUCAGGCUGAGGGGUGCCCUCCAGGCAGACCCAGCAUCUGAUCCAGGUCAAGCCCCUUUGCAAUGCAAGCUCUGUUCUAGUGUUAUUAUGUCUCUGUGUGUCUUUUUUUUUUUUGUUUUAAUCAGCAACUGGUUACUGUCCCUGGGAUGUGGACCUGCUUUGGGAUUUCCUGGCAGGGAAAAGAUUUCUGUCCUUUUUCUCCCCCUGUGCCUACCAGCGUAAUUGCCUUUUCUUAUGUAAAUAUUGCAGUGAUGGACCAAGACAGAAGUAAAUGGACCUUUCCGCCUUGCAUCAGCCCUGUGUAUAAAGCCAUUAUCCUCUGAGGCCCCUGUUGGCCUCAGUAACUCACUUUAAGUCUGGCACUUUCCGGUGGCCUCUCCCUCUAUCCCUUGGGGCUGCUGCUUGAAGAAGAAUCUGUAUGUUUCUAUCUUGUAUGUAUGUGCGCCCACCCCUCCCUAAAGCGCUGACUGAGGGGAAAUCUUUUAGCUGCUGUUUUUAGACACAGAGGUGUGGAAGUAAUGUGGAAGGAGCGAAGCUGAUGCAGUUUGCCCAAGGUAAACCAGUUGGAAAAGACAAAUGGGCCUGCCAAACCGUGCAGCUCCUGCCCCAAGAGCUCUUAUGUAUCAAAGUAUUGCCCUUCCCCCUGCUUUUCUGGCUGGGAUCAUGUCACUGAUGAACGGCCGAAGGCAGAGGAGGAGGCAGAGACCUCGUGUUUACAACCUGGUUUCUACAUGUUUCAGAGACAGUUGAAGGCCUGUGCUCUUACUUCACUAAAGAAAAACUAAUGUCAGCACAUGUUGCUAAUGACAGUGGGUUUUUUUUUAAAUAAAAAGUUUACAGAUCAAAUGUGAAAUAAAUAUGAAUGAAGUGUU
Molecule: messenger RNA, 4718 nt
Organism: Cavia porcellus (domestic guinea pig)
Lineage: Eukaryota; Metazoa; Chordata; Mammalia; Rodentia; Caviidae
Gene: Adra2a
Product: adrenoceptor alpha 2A
Exons: 2
Coding region: 1911-3308 (465 amino acids)
Biological process (GO): adenylate cyclase-activating adrenergic receptor signaling pathway; regulation of smooth muscle contraction; regulation of vasoconstriction
Cellular component (GO): plasma membrane
Molecular function (GO): alpha2-adrenergic receptor activity; epinephrine binding
Source: RefSeq, a predicted model, not a curated record